Drosophila kikkawai is the source of this 1674-nucleotide messenger RNA. RefSeq names its product pineapple eye (gene pie). The record is from RefSeq and is a predicted model, not a curated record. Gene Ontology annotation, cellular component: nucleus. NCBI's taxonomy places the organism in Eukaryota, Metazoa, Arthropoda, Insecta, Diptera, Drosophilidae.
GUUUCACCAUCUCUUGCAAGUUGGCAAAGUUUUCGAAAUAAUUUUCAAUUUUUUGUAAAAAGAAAAUAUGGAAUUAGAUCUCACGCCAGCCGAGCUGAUAACCUGCGAUAUAUGCGGGAGAACAACCCUUGAUAAUGAAGAGGAGAACUUGAUGUUUGGCGAGUGGAUGCGGCGCAUGCAGCUGAAAGUGCACUACUUUUGCCUGCUGCUGUCCACCAACCUGCCUCAGCGGGGCAGCGAUACCAGCGGAAUAAUGGGCUUCCUGGUGCGUGACAUUCGCAAGGAGGCGGCCGAAGCCCGAAAAAGGAAGUGCGUCUACUGUCUAAAACCAGGGGCCGCCAUCAAGUGCAUCACGUGCGGCCAGUACUUCGAUCUGGUCUGCAGCGUCGAAAAUCACUGCACGACGCAGUUCUGCCAUCAGUUCCACAGCUACUGCAGAGACUGUACGCCCAUGGACGAAUACAUGCAGCAGUUGGCAGUCAAGCCACCGAAGGACGUCAUUUGCGACAUCUGCUUGCUGCGAAUCUCGAAGUUCGGGCCCCAUCACAUUGUCUACCCGGAGUGCUGUCGCCUGGGCUUUGUCCACAGGGUGUGCAUGCGGAGGUACGCCUUUUCCUCGGGCUACUAUCUCACCUGCAUGUGGUGUCGCUCGAAUAAGUUCCGGGAAACCAUACGAAUGCAGGGCAUCUUUGUCCCUGACCGCGAUGCGGUGUGGGAACGUCAGAAGAACGCCUACCGGGAGCUGCAUAUGCGAAUCCUACGCUGCGACGAGAAGGAGUGUCUGUGCAGCAAAGGAAGGAAUUACAACCAAAACGCCUGGUGUAUAAACGCCUGCCAGGUGUGUGGCUCCACAGGAGCUCAUGCCAGAUGCUUAGCGCACUCGAUGCACCUACGUAUGGGAAUGGAACCCAUGAAGUUCACGUGCAACGGCUGCAAGGAAGUGGAGAAGAAACUAAAAUCAAAAGUCAGAACCCCAAUUGCAAAGAAUAAGGGGGAUCAAGUCGACACCUCUUUCUUCAUGACCAAGGAGGGACCAAAGCUGCCCACCUCGGCUGGCAACACCGAAUCCGAGGGUCCCUUGUUCUCCGAUGAUGAGUCAGAUUUAAGCUCAAAUGAGAGCGUUGUCACAGUGGUUCCCAACAGUCACCAAACCACGUCAAGCUUUAUUGCACCCAGCAAUGCUUCCAAGAGCUCUAUAGCGUCGCCACCGCAGGCGGCGGCAGCGAUUGACCUUACAGAGGAAGAUCCGGUGCCUGAGAAACUUUUGGCCUUGCGCGAAUCCUUCAACUGUCCGGGCGAACCCUUCUUUUAUCUGGUGAUCUACGAGUUCGAUGAGCAGGGCACGUGCAAGGGUUCCUGCACGCUGCGCUUCGAUGAGAAGGAUCCUAGGAUCCAGGAUCGCUCGGAAGAAGCCUUGAGGCGACUUCAAUUUCGGCCAGAGGAUGUUUGGUUCCGCAACAAGGACUGCGGUAUAUAUGCCAUAGUUCACAAAUAUCAAGACAAGCCUUUAAAACAAUUAUUAUUGUGAAUGGUUGAAUCUGAAAAAAAUUAUUAUAUUAUAAUUAUUAAUUUUAUCUGCAAACGAACCAGUCUGAGACCUAUUAAGUUUUGAAGUACUUUUAUGGAUUUAAGAAAGAACAAGAAUUUAAAAAAAUAAUAAACAGUGAUGAAACU